AUGAACCCCUUUGGCAACAUGGGCAACCUGAUGGAGAACCUGAAGAAGGCGCAGGCGAUGGUGCAGGUGGAGGCGGCCAAGGUGCAGGAGGAGCUGGCCAACACCGACUUUGAUGGGUACAGCGCGGAUGAGACGGUGCGUGUGGUGAUGAGCGGCAACCAGGAGCCGCGGACGGUGGAGAUCACGCAGGAGGCUUACGACCAGGGCGUGGAGAAGCUCAACCAGCUGGUGGCGGAGGCGAUGAAGGAGGCGCACCUGAAGAGCGUGGACGGCAUGAAGGCACGCAUGAGGCAGCUGGCAAGCAACCUCGGCAUGCCCGCGCCACCGCAGUGA
Messenger RNA from Chlorella variabilis, 333 nucleotides. RefSeq lists its product as hypothetical. Lineage: Eukaryota; Viridiplantae; Chlorophyta; Trebouxiophyceae; Chlorellales; Chlorellaceae. The transcript has 3 exons. Gene Ontology annotation, molecular function: DNA binding. The coding region runs from base 1 to 333 and encodes 110 amino acids. The record is from RefSeq and is a predicted model, not a curated record.